Molecule: messenger RNA, 639 nt
Organism: Lactuca saligna
Lineage: Eukaryota; Viridiplantae; Streptophyta; Magnoliopsida; Asterales; Asteraceae
Source: the annotation of a GenBank genome assembly
AUGCUCAAAAAGAUAGAUCCGUCGAAUCCUAUAUUGGUGGCGUAUUUACAAAAGAUUAAUCCUUCAGUGGAAACUGGAGUUCUUUUACUAAGAAGUGAUGAGGGGUCUUACAAAAAAUCCAAUAAGUCAAAGAAGGAAAUUGAAGAAAUUCCUUCGAAAGAAAGUCCUAAGAAGAUCUUGGCUAAAUCACCAACAAAGCGUCCUGAUAAUAAGGAAAAAGUAAAGAAGAAAGUGGUCAAGCAAAUUGAAGUGACUAAAAAUGGUUCUUCGAAGGAAAUAAUACCUUCAAAAUCAAGGGUGUUUAAAAGAUUGAGGAAGUUGUCACACAAGUCCAAAGUAUCAUCUGAUGAUCACUAUUCUUUAGUUCGAAAAGCACUAUUGAAUAGGAAGGGAGUCCUUGUUCGUGAAACCCCAACACCAUUUUCUCCAUCAUCAAAGAAAAGAAGAGCUAAAGAUGUUGCAAAACAUAUAGCUGAUAAGAGAAAAAAGAGGAAGUUGGUCAUUCACGAAGAAUCUUCAGACAGUGAGAUUGUCCCAGAAACACCUUUGGGAUCGAAUUCACCAAUCAAGACAUCUACUCCUAUAACAUUUGUUGUAAUUCCAUCCGAAGUUGUGAUAAGUAAUUCAGUUACGUACUGA